AUGGCAUCUUCCUCUUCAUCCACGCAUAGUGGCCGCUUCCGGCGCGGGCUGUCCCUACGGCUGAAUCGGUUUCGCCGUAAAAAUCGGCCUCAUUCGGACGAUACCAGUGCUCAAUCACCUCAAAAAACCGGUAGAGCCGCAAACGUGGUACACAAUACCAACCCGCAACCAUCCAAUCAAGCAGACGACGCGUCUAUAGAGAAUUCCACCAAUCGGUCGUCCGUAGGUGAUGACAUUAGCAGUGUGGCUGUCACCUCAGAUCUUUGGAGCGCAGCCUAUCGUGAAGCAGUCGAGAGUCUAGGUAAAGACAUAGACGUUGCUAUUCUCGUAGGCAGCAAUGCCGCGCAGCUUUUCAAGGAACUUGAGGAGUUGGACAAAGAGGCUUCUAAGGAUUCGGCCUUCGUACGCGGUGUGGCAUACCUACGCUCUAUACAAAUACCGCUCGAAAGGUUCAAGCUGGCGUUAGACCUAGCAUCUCCACUGAGCACUAUGGAGCCAGUAGCGACAACUGUUAUUGGGGUGGUCAGAAGUGUGACAGCUAUUGCCAUAAGCUUCGCAACCGCUGACUUGGAGUUUGCAAGACAAAUUGGGGAAAUGCUGGAACAGAUCUCUUACAUUGACGACUGUGAUACACUGGGCCAGAGAGCCAGCAGGACAGACGUCCACAAGGCGCUCGUGCCUGUGUACCAGAAAAUUUUAGAAUUUUACCAAGUCGCACACGAAAUUCUCACCAGGAGAGGAGCCAAAUUGGCAAUGAAGAUGAUUUUGGAGACCGACCGUUUGCCAAACAUUGUCCAAGAGUUCUUGAAACAUGCUGAUACUCUUCGAAAACUUGUGGAAAAGGCAACAUGGGAGAUCGUUGAGGACAUUAAGACCAUGCUCUACGACCGUGAAAUUGCCAGGUGGCUUGAUAGUGGCAAGAUGAAGCUGCAGAGUCGAUACCAUUCACGUUUGCAGGAUCUUCGAACUGAUGAGGCUUGUGAAUUCCUGCUCUCACACCCAAACUUCACCAACUGGUUUCGUGCCCCCAAUUCGCAGUCGUUAGUGAUUCUUGGUGAGAUGGGCAGUGGAAAAACGGUUGCAAUGGCAUUCCUUGUAGACGAGCUGCGUCGAAGAAAUGAGCACCAACUACCUCAGCCCAAGAUAUGCUAUUACUACUGCCGAGACGACGAGACGGGCCAAGCCGUCCACAUAUUCUCUGCAUUGAUUCUAGCGCUCCUUGAGCAGCUUUCUGGUCUGAAGAAAACAUUCUACGAAUGGUAUAAAGAAAACCAGGCCACUGGACUCCUUCAGCCAGCAACAAACACAAGGAAACUGGAAGAGUUCCUGGAAAAGGUUUUGAAAACACUGGAUCGCCCACUCUUCAUCGUUAUCGAUGGGCUCGACGAGUGCGAUAGAGAAUCACGUACGACCGUUCUCAAACUGUUGAAAAAUUUAUCGCAGAAGACUCCACGUCUCAAAAUCGCGCUUUCUUCCCGCCCCGAAGAAGAGAUUCUUGAACAGCUUGACGAAGCGUUUAGGGUUGAAAUUAGCUCUGACGCUCAGAGAGAUGCCGUCAUCGUUCGUCAUACAGUCGAGAGGCAAUUGUCCUAUCUGUCGGCAGAUGUCAGAGCGCUUGUCAUAGAGACACUCUCUCGUUUGGCGCAACGAAGUGCCAUAUGGACGAAGAUGGUAGUUGAGCUCAUUGAAGUUCGUAAAAUUAGAGCGCUUGGCCCGAUGCGACUUUUUCUAGACGAGAUACCUUUGCCCGGGCAGCUCUCAAACCUAUACGUCAGUUUGCUUUCACGAAGCUCUUCAAAUGAUCCUGAGAAUCGAGAGCUUUCCGUUCUGGCUUUGAAGCUUCUCGCUGUUGCGUGUAGACCUCUAAGCAUACAAGAGCUCGCAUGGGCUGUGGCGCUUGCUGCAGUUCAACAUGAAGUCACCACCGUGACUGCACUUGGCCAGCUAGUAGACCAUCAAAGGGUGAUGAGUCUGAUUCACCCCUUCAUCACUCGCAUCGACUUCACUGAUGUAAAAAAACGCCAAGUCCAACUCGCACACCAAUCAGUGAGGGAAUUUAUUACAUGGGAAUGGCCUCGUCUGCAGAGCUCCGCUACAUCAACAGCACCCGAUCAAGCAAUCACGCCUCCUCACAUCGAGAAUCUAGAGGCGUUCAUAUUAGAUAUUUGCAUUGAAUAUCUCCUACUAGAUGAAAUUGGGAGCUGCCCCUUGUUUUCUGGAGAGCAAAUUGCAAUCAAUGAGCUUCCCCAAGAAAUCGACCUAUUCAACGACAGAGAGACAUUCGAGUACGAUCGGUAUUGCACAUGGGAAACCUGGGAAGAGACUAUGAUACGCUAUGAUCCGACCGAGCGGGGCUUCGGUGAAUUCUUCGUUUACGCAGCAAGCCAUUGGGUCAAGCAUUUCGGCGCGAUCGAGAAUGGAACCCUUCCAUCACUAGCAAAGAUAGAGAGUCUAUGUCAUGCGGGUUCAACUCGGCUUCACAAUUGGAUCAAUCAGAACUGUCGCCCAGGCUGCACAAUCAAGGCCAGGUUUGAGUUUGACAGUCAUUUGUAUGAUCCUCUCAGCAUCACCUCGCUUUAUGGCUCCGAUGCUAUCCUCCGCGAUAUACUUAAGAACUCGAACUUCGGCACGGCCAAGUACCUCCCAUUCCCAGCCAUACGGGCGGCUGAUCAAAUUCUGCAGUGGGGUGAUUUGUCCAGGCUCAGGAUGCUCUUCUUGGAAAGCCAAGUCAGCCACCAGCUUCGUAACCUUGAAUUUUUCGGACUCAUUAUAAAACGAUGGGCCGAUUUUGGGCCGCGCCAUGAUAAUUGGGAAGUGGCUUUCGACCUGGUCGAUUGUGUGUCGGACACACUCGUUGAGGAGCAAUGGGGCAGUGAGCUUUUAUGCACCGCUGCUCGAGCCGGCUGUUUGCCCGUUAUCCAGCGUUUGCUAAAUCAAGCGCAGCAAAAGGCAGAUCUUAGGACUGAAUUGCUGCGUGGCUUUCAAUCGAUCGGGGAGGCUGUAUUGGGAAACCAUGUUGGUGUAGUAGAGUAUUUGCUCGAGGAAGAAGGCUUUGAAGCGCACCUUGAGUACCUAAACUCCCAUGGUGAGAACGUUCUGCAUAUGGCAUCGGGACGCUGCAACCCAGCGAUGUUCCGCCUUUUGGUCCCCGGUCUACAGAUGGCUAUUUAUCAGAUUGACAAUCAGGGGAACACGGCCCUCACGCGGAUUAUUAACAGCAGCUCGGCUUCACAGGACCGGUACGAGUCGGCCAGAAUACUACUUUCGUAUGCCGACGCCAAUGGGAAUGGCUACAUUGUGGAAGAGCAGCAGGACCCCUUGCAGGUCGCUUUGCAGCUUGGCGAUGUUGAGAUGUGCCGCCUUUUGAUCUGUGAAGGCAGAAUUAAUCCACUCUCAGCUUUGACACGUGGCCGCGACGGACAGUUGGUUAUGAAAAUUAAGCCUUGGGUAAAUGAGGAAGCUAUACUGAGCUUGCUACGAAAGCAUGCAGAGAGUACAUAG
Molecule: messenger RNA, 3501 nt
Organism: Lindgomyces ingoldianus
Lineage: Eukaryota; Fungi; Ascomycota; Dothideomycetes; Pleosporales; Lindgomycetaceae
Exons: 5
Coding region: 1-3501 (1166 amino acids)
Source: RefSeq, a predicted model, not a curated record